CGAGCGAUUCACACGGAGAACAACAACCAUUGAAGUUAAAUGAAUUUUAGCCUCAACUUGUGCAGUUGCCGGCUGUAAAAACGACUCAAAGUAGUUAAUAAUAUCAACAUAACUCACCAUCGAUUCAUCUCAUCUCUGUGUUCAACACUCAUGACGUCAUUAUCUCGCGUCAAGAUGGCUUCGGUGAAGAAGGGGAAGAAGGUGGUGAAUCAGGAUGAGUUACGGCGAUUAAUGAGAGCGAAGAAACUGUCGAGUGAGCGGCAGAAACGCGUUGAAUCUCCGUACGCAAAGUACAACUGUGUGGGUCACUUGAGCUGCGUGCUGUGUAACGUUCAGGUGAAGUCUGAGCUGCUGUGGCAAACACAUGUGCUGGGCAAACAACACCGAGAUAAAGUGAGCGAACUCAAGAACAAAUCAUCAUCAUCUUCGUCAUCUUCUUCAGUGCUGAAGAGAGAAGCUCCUGCGGACACUUCAUCAUCAUCAUCAUCAUCAUCAUCGGUCAAGAGAGUAAAGCUGCAGGACGCUGCAGGUGUCACAGCUAAACUCCAGGAGGGCAAAGCUGCAUCUUCACAUCACUCUGCAGGUCUGGGGCUCUUGGCUGGACACUACGAUGAUGAAGAUGAAGACAUGGACACAAGCAGUAAAACUCCAGCUGAAGACGCCGUUCCUGCUGCCGCCACCGGCACUCUUCCUGCAGACUUCUUCGACAGCAGCGUCCACGCCGUGUCUCACUCAGGUUCAGUGUCCAAAGCCGGCGAUGAUGGAGAGACUGCGGCGGCGGAGAAGAAGGACAACACAGCCGAAGCUUUACCUGAGGGCUUCUUCGACGAUCCCGUACGAGACGCCAAAGUCCGCAACGUAGACACACCCAAAGAUCAGCUGGACAAAGAGUGGGAGGAGUUUCAGAAGGAGAUGCGGCAGGUGAACAGUGCGUCUGAUGCCAUCGUCGCAGAAGAUGACGAGGAAGGCCGUCUGGAGCGACAGAUCGAUGAAAUCGACGAGCAGAUCGAGUGUUUCCGGCGAGUGGAGGUGUUACGAGCCAAACAGGAGGUUGUGAAGAGUACGAUGAUGAAAGAGAAAUGGCAGAGAGAUGAGACUCAGCAGUCCGGCAGCGAUGAGGAGGACGACGAGGAAGAGCUGAUGCACGUGCUGACGCAGGACUGGAGGGCCAAAGGGGCGCUCGCUUAACAUGAAAGACAACGUUGCAUGUGUUUAUCACUUUUGACCCUUAACAAUUACUCUCAAAAUACCGUUUAUUAAAUAUUGUUCAUAUCAAAUGUUGUUGUAUUUUGUGCAUCUACAGAGAUUUGUGAACUUUUAUAUGAUAAUUCAGUUUUUGAGUAAUCUCAAUGUAGUAGGUAAAUCAUGUAACCCAAACGCCCACUGAUUGGGACAUGACCACGAUUUUUGGUGUUUUCGUCAUUAUUUGAAGGUGUGCUUGAAAUUGCUUGAGUUUAGUUCUGAAACAUUAUUUCACAGCACUGGAACUGUAAAAGGAUUAUAGUAGUAAGAGUAUCUUUCGUUUAUGACAGUAUCAUAUGUAAGCAAUGAAAAGACAAUAACCAGUUCAAAAAUCAACACCAGAAUUUCUAUAGAUUUUAUAGAGUUUUUCCAUUUUGGUCAUGUAUGGAGCCCGGUAGAGGAUAAUAAGGGGAUUUGUUUAGCAUUUUCACAAAACAUUUGGCAUUCCCUUGCAAUUAUUUUUGGUUCACUUCACCUGCAAUAGCAUUACCGUCAUUUUACUACAGUUACCACUUUACUGAAACAUGUUCUAACCACAUCUGAAGGAAUAUUCCGGGUUCAAUACAAGUUCAGCUGAAUCGACAGCAUUUGUGUCAAUGUUGAUUACCACAAAAAUUUAUUUCGAAUCGUCCCUCCUUUUCUUUAAAAGAAAGCACAAAUGUGUGUUCCAGUGAGACACUUCCAAUGCAAGUCAAUGGGGUUUAAUCUGUAAACAUUAAAAUACUCACUGUUUCACAAGUAUAGACACAAGACAUAAACUAUAUGUGUGUUAACAUGAUUUUACUGUGAGAAAAUCACGCACUAAAUGCGUCUGUGGAAAGUUAUAGACAAUUUUACAACAUCGUUACCAUGACGAAAUAAAGUCAACAACCCCUAAAACGACUGUAAAAAAUGAUUUAAACAACCUCACGGCUCAAAUAAUUCAUGAGUUUAACAGUAAUUAAUGUAAGUUGUUUUAUAAAAUUAUAAGCGUCACAUUUCUGUGUUUACACCCUCCAAAAAUGGACCCCAUUGACUUCCAUUGUAAGUGUCUCACUGGAACACACAUUUGUGCUUUGAUACAGAAAAGAGGUUUGAGACUAAAUGAAUAUUUGUGCUUAUAUUAUGCCACACAUGCUGU
Messenger RNA from Xyrauchen texanus (razorback sucker), 2362 nucleotides. It is a transcript of the gene znf830, whose product is annotated as zinc finger protein 830. Gene Ontology annotation, molecular function: nucleic acid binding; zinc ion binding. Gene Ontology annotation, cellular component: nucleus; spliceosomal complex. The record is from RefSeq and is a predicted model, not a curated record. The transcript is spliced from 2 exons. NCBI's taxonomy places the organism in Eukaryota, Metazoa, Chordata, Actinopteri, Cypriniformes, Catostomidae. Gene Ontology annotation, biological process: mitotic DNA damage checkpoint signaling; nuclear DNA replication; mitotic DNA replication checkpoint signaling. The coding region runs from base 151 to 1188 and encodes 345 amino acids.